Messenger RNA from Anolis sagrei ordinatus, 7107 nucleotides. RefSeq names its product diacylglycerol kinase delta (gene DGKD). The record is from RefSeq and is a predicted model, not a curated record. Gene Ontology annotation, biological process: intracellular signal transduction; diacylglycerol metabolic process; lipid phosphorylation. Lineage: Eukaryota; Metazoa; Chordata; Lepidosauria; Squamata; Anolidae. Gene Ontology annotation, molecular function: protein heterodimerization activity; protein homodimerization activity; ATP-dependent diacylglycerol kinase activity.
AAUGGGCAGCUGUAAACUACAGGCUUAUUCUUUCUCCUGGCAGCAUCAGUGUUGUGCAAGAGGCAGCAGAACCACUAUGUAAGGGUUUUUCCCCCGCCUUUGAUAGUUAAGCCAUGUUACCUAUAAAGUUCCUGUAGGUAAUUAAUAUAGUGAAAAUGCUUUUAAUUAGAGUUAGGGCCAUAGUCACACGUUUUUGAGGUGCUUUUGCUUUUUUUGAGAGGCUAUUAUUUAAAAGACAUGGAGGAGUGCUUAUCGUGCGAACAGACAAUUAUAAAAGAGGGCAUGCUGAUGAAACAGACCAGCUCAUUCCAGCGGUGGAAGAGGCGAUACUUCAAACUGCGAGGGCGAACUCUUUACUACGCAAAAACUGCCAAGUCAAUCAUUUUUGAUGAGGUGGAUCUGACAGAUGCCAGUGUAGCAGAAUCCAGCACUAAAAAUGUCAAUAACAGCUUCACGGUUAUUACUCCAUGUCGGAAGCUCAUCUUGUGUGCUGAUAACAGAAAAGAAAUGGAAGACUGGAUUGCAGCACUGAAGACUGUACAAAACCGUGAACAUUUUGAGUCAACUCAAUACAGUAUGGACCAUUUCUCAGGGAUGCAUAACUGGUACGCUUGUUCCCAUGCUCGACCAACAUACUGCAACGUCUGUCGGGAGGCAUUGUCUGGGGUCACAUCCCAUGGACUUUCCUGCGAAGUGUGCAAAUUUAAAGCCCACAAGAGAUGUGCUGUCCGGGCAACUAAUAACUGCAAAUGGACAACGCUAGCUUCUAUCGGAAAGGAUAUCAUUGAAGAUGAAGAUGGGAUUUCAAUGCCACACCAGUGGCUUGAAGGAAACCUACCAGUGAGUGCCAAAUGCACAGUAUGCGAUAAAACCUGUGGCAGUGUCCUGCGCUUGCAAGACUGGCGCUGUCUCUGGUGCAAAGCUAUGGUACAUACCUCGUGUAGAGACUUGUUACCAACCAAAUGCCCUCUAGGCCUUUGUAAGGUAUCUGUCAUCCCUCCUACAGCUCUCAACAGCAUUGAUUCAGAUGGUUUCUGGAAAGCCACAUGCCCCCCCUCUUGCACAAGCCCUUUGCUAGUAUUUGUCAACUCAAAAAGUGGAGAUAACCAGGGUGUAAAAUUUCUACGACGAUUCAAACAACUGCUGAAUCCCGCACAGGUCUUUGAUCUCAUGAAUGGAGGGCCUCACCUCGGUUUACGUUUAUUCCAGAAAUUCGACACCUUCCGAAUUCUGGUUUGUGGUGGGGAUGGAAGUGUUGGAUGGGUACUCUCUGAAAUUGACAGCCUCAGUCUCCAUAAACAGUGUCAGCUGGGAGUAUUGCCUCUAGGCACAGGCAAUGAUCUUGCUCGUGUUCUAGGCUGGGGAUCUGCUUGCGAUGAUGACACCCAACUCCCACAGAUACUGGAAAAGCUGGAAAGGGCCAGUACCAAAAUGCUUGACAGAUGGAGCAUUAUGGUGUAUGAAACCAAACUCCCUCGUCAAGCAUCAGCUUCUAUAGGCACUGAAGAUUUCAAUGAAGAUUCUGAGGUGCAGCAGAUUCUCUUCUAUGAAGACUCUGUGGCUGCUCAUUUAUCCAAAAUCUUGACAUCUGACCAACAUUCAGUGGUCAUCUCUUCAGCCAAGGUGCUUUGUGAGACUGUGAAGGAUUUUGUGGCUCGAGUAGGGAAAGCCUAUGAGAGAGCACCAGAAAGUUCUGAAGAAUCAGAAGUAAUGGCAACAAAGUGCUCUGUUUUGAAAGAGAAGCUGGACUCCCUUUUGAAGACACUGAAUGAAGAAUCUCAAGCUUCAUCAUCUUUGCCAAACCCGCCUCCUACUAUUGCAGAAGAAAUAGAGGAUGGUGAUGGUUCUGGCAACGCAUGUGAUUCUUCGAGUGACCGCUCUGUAGGGUCCUCAUGUCCUACCCGCCCUCAGAUAUUUCGACCACGUGAGCAAUUAAUGUUGAGAGCCAACAGUUUGAAAAAAGCCAUUCGUCAGAUUAUAGAGCAUGCAGAAAAAGCUGUGGAUGAACAGAAUGCUCAAACACAAGAACAGGAGAGCUUUCUCUUGUGCCUCUCCAACACUGAAGAAGGAAAAGAUCUAAGGAAUGAAAAUAAAAUUACCUUACAGUCUUCACAUGCUGGCAAUUACGGAUUUCCAAAAGGAAGAAGCCAUCGGAAAGUGAUCAAGCCUCCUUGUGAAAGAUUAAUAAAUAAAGGAAGUUUGCCAGUGGGAAGCUCUGCCUCUCUUCCUCCCCAGACAGGAAACCGGGAUAAUCUACCAAUGCUAAAUGCAAAGAUCAUCUAUCCCAAUAUCCGUGCUGGAGCAUCCGGCUCUCUACCUGGAGGCUCUGUUAUCAGCCGUUUGUUGAUCAAUGCAGACCCAUUUAACUCUGAGCCAGAAAAUCUUGAUUGUUAUGUAGAAAAAUGUGUGAUGAAUAAUUAUUUUGGAAUUGGACUGGAUGCAAAGAUCUCUUUGGACUUCAACAACAAGCGUGAUGAGCACCCAGAAAAGUGCAGAAGUCGUACAAAAAACAUGAUGUGGUAUGGAGUGCUUGGGACAAAGGAGCUGCUUCACAGAACCUACAAAAACUUAGAACAGAAAGUUUUGCUAGAGUGUGAUGGGCGUCCAAUUCCUUUGCCCAGUCUUCAAGGAAUUGCUGUUCUCAACAUCCCUAGCUAUGCUGGAGGCACCAACUUUUGGGGAGGCACUAAAGAAGACGAUACAUUUACAGCCCCUUCCUUUGAUGACAAGAUCCUGGAAGUUGUGGCUGUAUUUGGCAGUAUGCAAAUGGCUGUCUCGCGUGUGAUCAAUCUUCAGCAUCACCGGAUUGCCCAGUGUCGGACAGUGAAGAUUGCAAUUCUGGGAGAUGAAGGAGUUCCUGUGCAAGUUGAUGGAGAAGCUUGGAUCCAACCCCCAGGAUAUAUUUGGAUUGUUCAUAAAAACAGGGCACAAACACUAACCAGAGAUAGGGCAUUUGAGAAUACCCUAAAAUCCUGGGAAGACAAACAGAAGUGUGAGCUAGCUCGGCCUUCGUCAUUCUCAUUGCAUCCAGAGAUUAUAUCUGAAGAAGAGUCCAUUCACAUCAAUCAGUUUUGCCAAGCAGCAGGAGCUUUGAUCCACAGCAUACGGGAAAUUGCCCAAUCAUUUCAAGACAUGGAACAAGAACUUGCUCAUGCGGUCAAUGCUAGUUCCAAAUCAAUGGACAAAGUAUAUGCUAAAUCCAAAUCUACAGAGGGCCUGAAUUGCAACCUUGUUGUAGAGAUGGUUAAUAAUGUGAAGGCUCUGCACAAUGAGACUGAACUGCUCUUGGCUGGGAAGAUGGCCCUGCAAUUGGAUCCUCCGCAAAAGGAGCAGCUCCUGGCAGCCUUGAAUGAAAUGGACUUGCAUAUGAGGAAGCUAGCAGACAUUCCAUGGCUGUGGCAACUCAUGGAGCCCAGUGAUGAAGAGAACCAAAUGCUGGAAUAUUCUAAACGCAGCCGGAGUGGCAAAUUUCGCCUGGUGACAAAAUUUAAAAAGGAUAAAAACAACAAGAAUAAGGAGACACGGAGCAGCUUGGGAUUGCCGGUUCACCUCUGGGGAACGGAGGAGGUUGCUGCCUGGCUUGAGCACCUCAGUCUUUGUGAAUAUAAGGAUAUCUUCAUCCGGCAUGACGUCCGGGGCUCUGAGCUCCUGCAUCUUGAACGGAGAGACCUCAAGGACCUAGGAGUGACCAAAGUGGGCCACAUGAAGAGAAUAUUGCAUGGGAUCAAGGAACUGAGCAAGAAUAUUCCUGCCAACGAGGCUUAGCGUCUGUUUUCAGAGCUUGCAUUUACCAUUCCUCCUGAUAUCUGCAUUUUGACACAUACACAGCAGAUUUGAUCAGAAUUGUCUCUAUGGAUCGGCCAAACACUGCCACCUGUGUUAAGAGCUCAAAUCCAGCUUUUCAUGGUGCUACCUUUCUGAUGUGGGAUACAGUUCUAUUCAGUCACACAGCACCUUGUAAUCGAUGCCAGUGUUAACUUUGUCUUAGCCAACUGCCUUUAACUCAGGCCCGAAGCCACUUGCUAGAUUCUAAACACCUUUCUGCCAGCCCUAGGAAACGAUCCCGUGAACAACAUUUGUGUGUGUGUGUAGAGUUAGUCACAGAAGCCAAUAUGCUAACUUUCCUUAUGACUGGGGAUCUUGAUAUGUUUUAAGAACUAUGAAAGCUCCUGUUCCUCCUUUGUACAUCAUCAUAAAAAUUAACUACUGCCAAGAAGGCAGUGAGUUUAUAAACCAACUACUUGGGACAGCCAAAUGAAGUAAUUUAAGUAUACAUAAUGCCAGUCCAUUACUAUUGAUGCUUUGGGAUAAGUUCAGAGUUAAUUUAAAUUAGAAGGAUUCCUCUUUCAAUGAGUUCCCUUUUUCUGAAACAGAGAAACAAAUUUAACAUUGAUCUGUAUGUGCAGAUUCUUUUUUUCUUUCUAGGAACACAAGUUGUUCUUAACACUAACAGUUUGAUUAUCUUGUAAUCCUUGUAGGUGUUAAUGGAAUGGGAUUUCACAUUGUUCUGGCUCAAAACAUCAAGUGCCUAGAAAUACUGAAAAUCCAGAAGUGAAUCUGAGGGGGCAGAAUGUGUUGUUGACUCUGCUCCACAGUGAAUAACCUAAAAACACACACGUAAUGCACUAUUUGGGCACUUUUGGAGACAGCAAGGGAGCCUUCUGUGCAUAGUUGUUGGGCAAGAUGUAACAUUUCUUCCUUUUCAUUAAUGUUUCCUGAGCCUUACAAACCUAGAACAUUGCUUCAGACAUACAUAAUAUUUCUCUGUUUUAGGAGAAAUCUCUGGCAAACCUUUACUAAUGUAAUUUCACUGAAUUAUUCAGAAGUUCUUCUGAGACAUCACUUCAGAAUGUUAUCUGCUCUUGUUUCUUCCUGUCACUUAUUUUGCAGGAGAGGAUGACAUGGUCUUAUUUAGGGAAAACUAGAAUCGAACUUCUAAUAGAAUUCACAGGAGAGAUCUUAAACCUGAGCCCCAUGUUUUUCUAAUUCUGUCCCAUUAUCACUGUUUGCCAAUAUAAUUUUGCCUUACUGGUAAUAGAGUAUUUGUGCAUGUUUGGAGGAAUGUGAGUUGCAAGGCACAGGUAUUCACCAGAAAAACCACUGUCCUGAAUGCUUUCAUUUUCUGUGAUGCUUAAAAGUCUGUGCCACAUUUUGCAGUAUGCCACCAACCUUCAAAUGUAAAAAUAAUUUCUGACACUCUGUGAUUGGUGAAAAUCGUACAGCAGCCUCUUCCAAUUUCUAGUGAACACCUCAGGGAGCUGAACCGCCACGUUAAAAAAAGACACAGCAAAAACCCCACGAUUUUCUAUCCCUUUCACUGUGGAAGAACUGUAGUGCUUGUUUUUCUGCUUCUAGAAUUUUCAUGUGGAAUUAAGGAUGCUUUCUUUUUUUAGCUUGUUUCAUCUUGCUGUAAGAAGAGCGGCUUUGUUUUAUUCCAUUGACUCAACUUAAUAGGAUGCCUGUUCUGUUCUACAUUCAAGUGAUAUCAGCUUUUGAUAAAACUAUUUACAGGGAGUUUGCUUGUUAACAGUUCUCUCAAGGAAUGUUUUUGCACUGACGCCAGUCCCAACAUAUUCCAAUAUAUUCCUUUGUAAGAAUCGCUCAAUACGUUGAGAUUUGAGAAUCAAGAGUUUUCCACCUUUUCCGUUGACUUAGGAAAUGGGAUUUGUCUGUUGAGUGCUUUUACAUUUGCAUUUAUGUUUAGAGGGGUAGGAUGGAGCAAUUAUAGGCCAAAGUCCUUCUGAAUGCAUUUAUUGCUACCAGAAGUAAGAUGGCUUCUGUGUGCAGAAACAGGGGACCUUAUAAAGAAAUGCCCAAGUACCACAAGCAUGUACGUCUGCUGUCUACCUAGGAACCGUUUACUUUAAGAUAUAUUUGCUGGCUAAAUAAAAUUAAGAAACAGACAGAAGAAAAAGCUUGUGAGGAAUACCAUGGCAAGCUAGACAUUUCAACAUUGAAUUUCAACUAGGUUAUUUUAACUUGAUAAAACAUGACACUUGAAGCAUAAGGUAUUCCAGCUGCAUAUUUGUUGGCCCAUUUUAUACUGUUUAAUUAAUUUGAGUUGGAAAUGAGAUGCAUUCCAUUUUGAAGAAAAUGCCAUUUUUUAUAUUUUGCAGCUAUUUUUCUUGGCCUGUCACUGGAAUAUUACCUGUUAGUGUUUUGUAAUGGGUCCAUUAAAUUUCAGUUUGGUAUGUUGAAUAGUAUUAAAAGAAGUGCCAGUCCUGACCAUCUUUAAGAAGAAGGAGGUGUGGGAUCAGAGCCAACAUUAUGCUAGCCAAUUUCUGGUCACGCACUUGUGCCACUCCAAAUAAUGUUGGUAGCUAUUGGGGGAAUUUCCCCCUCCUAUUUCAUUGACAGGAGUCCUCCCAGUAGAAGUUUCUGGUUGGAAGUAACCCAUGGUUUUCUAACCAAAGUUGCUUUUCAGGUUGCAGAAUAUCCAUCUUUAAUUCACUGCAGCUGCUAGAUGUAUAUAUGAAUAAGCAGUGCAAUCCUAUAUAUGUUUAUUCCAGAAAUACGUUCCACGGAUGGUUUGUCCUCAAGUACUUAUGCAUAGGACUUCAGCCAGUUAUUUAAUGUUUAAUUCUAGUGGAUAUAUUCACAAUUUCAAUCUCUGGACACUUGAAAAGUACAAAUUCCACUAGGAUGUGCGUGAUAGGAACUGUAAGGAGGCACUUGGUGCCAGUAUCUGCUGAGAAGCUCUGACCACCUAGAUCAUUUUAAAAUUAUUUUUUAGUAUUAUUUAAAGAUGAAUAUAGUUUGAGUGGUAAAUUAAAGACUGUUUACACAAAACUCUAUGUAUCUUAACAGAUGUUUGUGAUGUAAAGAAAAGGAAGAAAACUGUUUUUAUAAGUCAUUUGAUGUCAGUUGUUCAUUUCGGACUGUUCUUCAGGGGUGUUGUAACCAUUACUGUUAUCUGUCAACAUAGGGAAACAUUUCAAUCUGUACAGUCUUGGGAAGAAGGUUUUGUGCCUUAAAUGUAGAACAUGCUAUUUAUUAUUUUAAUUUAUACCGUGAUUGCCAUGGAAACGCCUCUUGUAUGUACAUAUUUUGCAGCUAUUCGUUGUAAAUAUAUUGUUCCUGUAUAUAUAUAAAAAAACUGUUUCUGAA